Brenthis ino (lesser marbled fritillary) is the source of this 1863-nucleotide messenger RNA. The record is from the annotation of a GenBank genome assembly. Lineage: Eukaryota; Metazoa; Arthropoda; Insecta; Lepidoptera; Nymphalidae.
AUGGGUGAUAAAUCAACUCCACUUUUAGCUGUUCUCCAAUUAUUACGAAAGUAUGACUUAAAGGGUACCGAAGAAAUUUUAAGAAAAGAAGCUAAUUUAGGAGAUGUUAACUAUGAAAAUUUAGAUUUACCUGAAGUUGAACUUGCUAGCAUCCUCACUGCUCACCACACCGAAAGUGAUCCAUAUAGCUAUGAAUUUGCAUACGAAAGUCUUAAAAAAUUCGUAGAAAACUCUUUGGAUAUAUAUAAGUAUGAACUAUCAACAUUUUUGUAUCCAGUUUUUGUCCACAUGUAUUUGAUACUUAUUUUAUAUGAUCACAAUGAACAUGCUUCAAAAUUUUUGGAAAAAUUUGGCCCUGUACAAGAGGAGCAUUAUCAAGAAGAUUUAAAAAAAUUGGCAGCAGUUGAGCACAAAGAACAAAUCAAGGGUAAUGAACUUGCAGAGAUAUACAGUUCAAAUAAAUUCCAAGUUCAGCUAUCUCGAGAUGCUUCAACUCAAUUAAAAAGGACUCAAGCUCAAGUUAAAGCAACAAUAGGAGGUCUUCUUGGUGAGGCUUCAAGGAAUGAUAAUCGUCCUAAAGUUUACUAUGGGUUGUUGAAAGAACCAGAUAUUCAAGUUCUUCCAGCUCCAAUUGAAGAUGAAGAAGAAGCAGAAGAGACUCCAGACAAACCAAAAAAGAAAAAAGCUAAAAAAGACAAUAUAUUUAUGAAAAAGCCAAAAUCUGACCCAAAUGCUCCACCAAAUGACAGAAUUCCUUUACCGGAAUUAAAAGAAACUGAUAAAAUUGAAAAAGGAAAAGCACUCAGAGAAGCAUCCAAAAGAGUGCAACUUGGUCCUGACAGUCUGCCAUCCAUUUGCUUCUAUACGCUUCUAAAUAGUGGCCAAACUGCAAUUUGUGCUGAUAUUUGUGAUGAUUCGACAUUACUUUCAGUUGGCUUCAACAAUUCAUUAAUAAAGGUUUGGACUUUAACUACUCUCAGACUGCGAGGAAUGAAGUCUGCAGAGAAACUACAAGAUAUUGACAGGGAAGCUGGUGAUGUGUUAGUGAGAAUGAUGGAAGAAAAAGACAGAGAUACCUGCAGAACAUUAUUUGGACACUCGGGCCCUGUUUAUAAAGUGGCAUUUGAUCCGUUCAAGACUAUGUUAUUGUCCUGCUCUGAAGAUUCAACUGUGCGGCUGUGGUCGCUGCAGUGCUGGACGUGCCUGGUGGUGUACCGCGGGCACGUGUGGCCGGUGUGGGACGCGCGCUGGUCGCCGCACGGACACUACUUCGCGUCGGCCGGCCACGACCGCACCGCGCGCCUCUGGGCCACCGACCACCACCAGCCCUUGAGGAUCUUCACUGGACACCACUCCGAUGUUGAUUGUAUACAAUUUCAUCCCAAUUCAAAUUAUAUCGCUACGGGCUCUAGUGACAGAACAGUUAGACUUUGGGAUUGUUUAACGGGAACUCAAGUUCGACUGAUGACAGGCCACAAGUCGACCCCGUUCACGCUGGCGUUCUCCGCGUGCGGGAGGUGGAUAGCGUCGGGCGGCGCCAACGGCGAGGUGGUGGUGUGGGACAUCGCGAGCGGGCUGCCGGCCGCGCCGCCGCCGCGCCACGCCGCGCCCGUGCACGCGCUUGCCUUCAGCCGCGACGGCACCAUACUCGCGUCUGGGUCCUUAGACUCGACUAUUAAACUUUGGGACUUCGCAAUGAUAAGUGACGAAACCAUAAAUGAUGAAACUGGAACGAAUAAUUCAGUACAGAAAGAAGAAAAAUUCUUACUAAGAUCUUUUGCAACGAAAAAUUCGCCUAUUAAACAUUUACAUUUCACUCGGCGUAAUCUUCUGUUAGCUGUAGGUUCAUAUGAAGGUAGUUCA